This is a messenger RNA of Petromyzon marinus (sea lamprey), 2367 nucleotides long. RefSeq names its product sodium-independent sulfate anion transporter. The record is from RefSeq and is a predicted model, not a curated record. Gene Ontology annotation, cellular component: membrane. Gene Ontology annotation, molecular function: secondary active sulfate transmembrane transporter activity. NCBI's taxonomy places the organism in Eukaryota, Metazoa, Chordata, Hyperoartia, Petromyzontiformes, Petromyzontidae. Gene Ontology annotation, biological process: sulfate transmembrane transport.
CAAUCACUCACACUGCUAACACACUACCAACACACCACUAACACACGUUUAUUCACAAUCACUCACACUGCUAACACACUACCAACACACAAUACAAUCACUCACACUGCUAACCCACUAACCACGCGACUGACACGGUCACAUCCCAUGACCACUGCCGCACCCAGGGGACGCUGAUCCCUCCCAACCCACACUCGGAGCGAGACGCAGGGGAGAAAGCCGCAAACGACACUUCCGCCGUGGGCUGUCACCGCCCCGACGCUGACAGCAGACCGCGGUGGGUGAACACGAGUGGUGGCGUUUCCUUCUCCGUGCGCGCGAGAUGGCGGAGCGGUGCCACGCUGGUCUCGCCCGCGCUCUCGGGCUCGCCGGGACCGGCCUCGCGUCCGUGGCGCGGUGCUGUUGCCCACCUGGCCGUGUGCGUGGGCUGCUGCCCCCGCUCACGUGGCUCCCAGGCUACACGCUGGGCUCCUUGCGCAUGGACCUGGUGGCGGGGCUCACCGUGGGCCUCACCGUGGUGCCUCAGUCCCUCGCCUACGCGCAGGUGGCCGGCUUACCCGCGCAGUACGGCCUCUACUCGGCCUUCAUGGGCUGCUUCGUGUACUGCCUGCUCGGGACGUCGAAGGACGUGACGCUGGGCCCCACGGCCAUCAUGUCACUCGUUGUGUCGGUGUACGUGCGCCGCGACCCCGUGUACGCCGUGCUGCUCACCUUCCUGUCUGGCGCCAUCCAGCUACUCAUGGGGAUCCUCCGUUUGGGUUUUUUGGUCGAAUUCAUCUCCCUCCCUGUCUUGAAAGGAUUCACUUGCGCUGCUGCAAUAACGAUUGGAUUCAGCCAAAUUAAGACACUCCUAGGACUUAAAGACAUCCCUCAGCAGUUCUUUCAGGAGGUGUAUUACACGUUUUCCCGAAUCGCAGAGACCAGACUGGCGGAUGCCUUGCUGGGCGGGAGCUCCCUCCUGCUGCUCAUCCUCCUCCGCGUCAUUGCCGCACGGUCCCCCAUCCCACCGCCCAUUCCUGUCUCCGUUCGUAUCAGCAAUAGCAUCACCUCUAUUUUUGGGACAGUGCGCAAUGCGGUGGUCGUCCUGGCUGCCGCCCUUGUGGCGUUUGCCUGCGAGAGCCAGAGGCUGCACCCCUUCACCCUCACGGGGCACAUUGCCCAGGGCCUACCCCCGUUCCACCCUCCUGCCUUCUCAGAAACCAAGGAAGGCACAUUCAUCCCUUUUUUGCAGAUCGUCAGGGAUCUGGGGUUGGCGCUGUUGGUCAUUCCGCUGCUGGGUUUCCUGGAGAGCAUUGCGAUCGCUAAAGCGUUCGCAACCAAGAACAUGUACAGGAUCGAUCCCAGCCAGGAACUGAUAGCAAUAGGCCUCACCAAUGUUCUGGGUUCCUUCACCUCCUCCUACCCCGUCACAGGCAGCUUUGGCAGAACCGCGGUGAAUUCCGAGACGGGUGUGGCGACACCCGCAGGCGGCCUUGUUACAGGCGCUGUGGUGCUGCUGUCGCUCGCCUUCCUCACGCCGUGGUUCUACUUCAUCCCCCAGGCCGCCCUCUCCGCCAUCAUCAUUUGCGCCGUGGCGCCGCUGUUUGACUGCCGCAUUCUGUGGAGGCUUUGGAAGAUAAAAAAGUCGGAUGCAUUGGUGUUUGUGCUGACAUUUGCGCUGUGCCUGUGGGAGAUCCCGUAUGGGCUGCUGGGAGGGGUGGUCGCAUCUCUUCUGCCCCUCCUGUACCCACUUCUACGGCCACAUCUCGACGCGACGCGUGCGGAGGCAGCUGUGCCGGCCUCGGGGGCCCUGGUGGUGAAGCUGCAGUGCGGCCUGUGCUUCCUGGCCGUGGAGCACCUGCGCGAUGAGCUGCUCGCCCUGCAGGCGUCUUGCUCUGUCAUCCCCGGGCCCUGCUCGGCCCCACGGCCGGUAGUGCUGGACUGCAGGGCCGUGUACAUGCUCGACUACUCGUCCGUGUGCGUCCUGCGGGAUCUGCUGCUCAACUUUCACAGCAGAGGCUCCCAUUUGCUGCUUGCCUGUCUGCAGCCGCAAGUUCUUGACGUUCUGUGUCGUUCCGAGGUUGACUGCGAGCCAUUUGCAAGUGUGGCGAUGGCAGAAACGUGGCUGUCAGAACAAGAAUGCAAAGAAGAGAGAAUAUUACAUUGAGUUCCUGAAGAAAUUGUUUAAAAUUUUACCCUGGAACACAAAACUUUUAUACAUGUUUUAUUGUGUAUAUUAGAAGCUAAUCUUUUAAUGUAAUGUAUUAACCUGUGAGACUUUGUGAUGCUGAAAUAUUUUUUGCACAGAAAUUACACAAAAGCUGCAACAACAUUCUUGUCACUGUCGAUAUUACUUUAAAAUAAAGGUAAGCUUAUGGCUAAGGCCAA